AUGGAAGAGACGGAAGAGCUGGACGAGACGAAAGAAAUGGAAGAGAUGGAAAAGAUGGAAGAAAUGGUAGAGAUAGAAGAGAUGGAAGAGAUGGAAGAGAUGGAAGAGAUGGAAGAAAUGGAAGAGAUGGGAAAGAUGGAAGAGAUGGAAGAGAUGGAAAAGAUGGAAGAAAUGGAAGAGAUGGAAGAGAUGGAAAAGAUGGAAGAGAUGGAAGUGAUGGAAGAGAUGAAGGAGAUGGAAGAGAUGGUAAUUAUGGAAAAGAUAAAAGAGAUGGAAGAGACGGCAAAGAUGGACGAGACGGAAGAAAUGAAAGAUAUGGAAGAAAUGGAAGAAAUGGAAGAGAUGGAAGAGAUGGAAAAGAUGGUAAAGAUGGAAUAG
This is a messenger RNA of Uranotaenia lowii, 378 nucleotides long. RefSeq lists its product as uncharacterized. The record is from RefSeq and is a predicted model, not a curated record. NCBI's taxonomy places the organism in Eukaryota, Metazoa, Arthropoda, Insecta, Diptera, Culicidae. Bases 1 to 378 code for a protein of 125 amino acids. The transcript has a single exon.